AUGAGUGAACAACUUAAGUUCAUUGUGGAGCAGCUGAACCGGGAACCUUUCAAGAAAAACUUUAACCUAAUCACUUUUGACUCACUGGAACCGAUGCAGCUUCUGCAGACUCUCAACGAUGUGUUAGCCGAAAUCGACUCCAAGCAAGAAAUAGAUAUCCGAGAAGAAAUGCCUGAGCAGACAGCAAAAAGAAUGUUCACUUUGUUGGGGUUGCUAAAAUACAAGCCUACUGGAGGCUUUUCUGAUACAAGCAGCUUUCGGCAGGGACUGGUGACUGGCAGUAAGCCAGUGAUCCACCCCAUCCUGCACUGGCUGCUGCAGAGGGUUCCCGAGCUGAAGAAAAGGGCCUAUCUGGCUCGCUUCCUCGUCAAGCUGGAUGUGCCUGGCGAGUUCUUGACAGAUGAUGUCAUCUCAGAGACUUAUCACCAGUAUGAGGAGCUGGUUGAGGGAUUCAAGAGUUAUCACAAAGAGUGCGAACAACUGAGGAACUCUGGGUUUUCUACAGCUGAGAUUCGACGGGAUAUUGCGGCAAUGGAAGAAGAGAAGGACCAGCUGAUCAAACGAGUGGAGCGUCUGAGGAAGCGGGUGGAGUCUGUGUCCAACCAUCAACGUAUGCUGGAGCUUGCCAGACAGCUUCGGGUGGAAAAGGAGAGAGAGGAGUCUUUGGCUCAUCAGAAACAAGAGCAGAAGAACCAGCUCUUCCAGGCUGAACAGAGGCUGCAGAGAUGUCAGAUCCAGCUGAAAGACUUGCGACAGGCAGCAUCAGAUGCCAAGCCUGAGAGUCUGAUGAAGAGACUGGAGGAGGAGAUCAAGUUCAACUCCUACAUGGUUUCAGACAAGUUGCCCAAAGAGCUGGAGCGGAUGCGGCGCAAGGUGCACUACCUGCAGAAGGUGGCAUCUGAGCCAGCCAUGGGUCAUGCUGAGCUGGCUGAUCUAGAGGAUAAGAUUAAACAGCUCAGUCAGAUGAACCAAGUGAUGGAGAAGAAGGUGUCGAGGAGUGACCCAAUGGAUGAUAAUCUUGCUCUGUACAGACAGCAGGCCUCCAUCAUAGCCCGUAAGAAGGAGGCAAAAGCUGAGGAGCUACAGGGGGCUCGAGAGGAACUGGCAGGCCUGACAAGGGAGCUGAAUGCCAAGAGCAACCAGGCCCGUGGACAGGGAGGAGUUGAGAUCAUUCGAGCAGACGAGUUUAAACGAUAUGUCGCCAAGAUGCGUGGCAAGAACAUCACGUAUAAGAAGAAGCGGCAGGAGACUGCAGAGCUAAAGGCUGAGUUUGGCAUUCUGCAGCGGACGGAGGAGAUCCUGCGCCAACGCCACACUGCCGAGCUACAGCAGCUGCAAACUCUAGAGGCCCAGAGGGGCAUCUCAGGCUUCAGCGAGACCCAAGAGGAGCUAGAGAGAGUUUCGGCCAUUAAGAGCGAGCUGGAUGAGCUAAAAGGACGCACGCUGGAUGACAUGUCCGAGAUGGUAAAGAAGUUGAAUUCAGCAAUAGUAGAGAAGAAAUCAGCUCUGUCUCCGAUAAUAAAGGAACUGAGGCCUCUGCGGCAGCAGUGCCAGGAGCUUGCUGAAGAGUAUGACGAAAAAAAAGCUCAGUAUGACACAUGUGCUGCCGGUCUGGAGAGCAACAGAUCCAAACUUGAGCAGGAGGUGAGGACCCUGCGAGAGGAGAUAGCUCAGGAGGAAAACCGUUAUCACCACAUCAACUGCCAGAAAGAAGUCAUUGAAAUUCAAAUGCAGCGGGCGGCAGACGAGAUGAAGGUCUAUGUGUCCUCUGAUCCACAAACAAGGAAAAAGUCUAUCAGGGAGCAGUACAUGAAGAACAUAGCAGAACAGGAAUCUUUGGGAAAGAAGCUCAGAGAGCAGCAGAAGCAGGUUAAGGAGAGCCAUGGGCCAAACAUGAGGCAGGUGCGCAUGUGGAAGGAUUUGGAGCAGCUGCUGGAGUGUAAGAAGCAGUGUUACCUCCGAGCCCAGAGCCAGACCUCUAUCGGCCAGGUGAUUCAGGACAGUGGAGAGGACCGCCUGGUUCUCUGAUGGAGCCAUUGGGUGCUCCAGCAUUUUUUACGCUUUCCAAGUUUAAUCAGCUAUUAACAGAUUUACUGGGGAAAAGUAUGUUACCAUGUUUUUGGAGCAAUGUAUGUACAGUGCAUAUAGACACGUUACUGACUCCACAAACUGUUAGAAAAGUGCUUCUUAGUCUAUUUUUAUCUAUAAACCUCAGUAAACAUCAGUUGUACUUUUGUGACCGAGCAAAAGUCCUUUUUUGGACAUAAUUGCCUCAAGUUAGGAGAGAUUAGCUGAGAUAAGCAGCAGUGCCCUGAAUUUUUGGGAGAGGGAACAUAUGUUCUCCAAAGUGCUUCAUUGAUAAGAGGUUUGAAAAUCUUUCAAACAAGUCCUCAGUCUCCAUUUUGACACGUCUUUAAGAAUAGAGCUUCACUCAAUGUGUCCUAAGAUAACAGCGAACAAAGUGUUACACUCUGGACGUGCCUGCACCCAGUUAUUUUGGGAAGCAACAGUCAUGACCUUCGGCAGAAGAGCUGCCCAAUUUAGGAAUUCGGCUGGCCCUUCUUUUGUUUCCAUCAUGGAGGGGCAGAGGUAAUCAACAGAGCAACAUCUACAACUCCUCCCCUACCUGUUAGUGCACAUGGGUGAUUCUCUGUCUUAGGAAACUCAUUAGAUUGGACUGGAGGUAUAAGCAGUGUGCAUUAUAUUUUAUUUGUAUGUCAUGCCUAGAUAUUUUUGUGAAAAUAAAGCACAAGUCUCUCUGUA
Molecule: messenger RNA, 2763 nt
Organism: Pygocentrus nattereri (red-bellied piranha)
Lineage: Eukaryota; Metazoa; Chordata; Actinopteri; Characiformes; Serrasalmidae
Gene: ift81
Product: intraflagellar transport 81 homolog
Exons: 18
Coding region: 1-2028 (675 amino acids)
Biological process (GO): intraciliary transport; cilium assembly
Cellular component (GO): intraciliary transport particle B; centrosome; cilium
Molecular function (GO): tubulin binding
Source: RefSeq, a predicted model, not a curated record